This is a messenger RNA of Aspergillus ochraceoroseus IBT 24754, 1091 nucleotides long. Its product is annotated as mitochondrial 54S ribosomal protein bL12m. The record is from RefSeq and is a predicted model, not a curated record. The transcript is spliced from 2 exons. Gene Ontology annotation, molecular function: structural constituent of ribosome. Gene Ontology annotation, cellular component: ribosome. Lineage: Eukaryota; Fungi; Ascomycota; Eurotiomycetes; Eurotiales; Aspergillaceae. Gene Ontology annotation, biological process: translation. The coding region runs from base 100 to 651 and encodes 183 amino acids.
GUUGAUUCGGACUCCAGAGACAAAAGAGCAUCACCACCGCCGGCUGUCCCUUCUUCCGCUCCUCCAUCCUCUUCGGUCUCACUUUAGAACACAUUCACCAUGUCAAUUUCUUCUCAGGCCGCAGCUCGAUGCUGCCGACAGCUCAUCCGCCCAUCCACCUCUUUUCGCCUUUCCGCUUCAUAUCAGCAGACAUUCAGCCGGAGAUGGCAGUCUACGGAGGCUGCUGCUCCUGUCAAUCCUAAGAUUACCCAGAUUGUCGACCAGAUCAGCCAAUUGAACCUCCUAGAAACUGCCGAUCUUGUUGCCAGCCUGAAGUCGCGCCUGAACAUCCCUGACCUCCCUGUUGGCGGUUUCGCUAUGGCCCCCGGCGCUGGUGCCGGUGGUGCCGCCGCUGCUCCUGUCGAAGAAGAAGAGGCCGCCCCUCCUGCCCAGGAGAAGACUCUUUUCAACCUGAAGCUGGAGGCUGUUGAUGCUGCUUCCAAGGCUAAGGUUAUCAAGGAGGUUAAGACUCUCCUUGGCCUGUCCCUGGUUGACAGCAAGAAGUUCGUCGAGUCCGUACCUAAGGUCCUCAAGGAGUCUGUGCCCAAGGAGGAGGCUGAGAAGAUCAUUGAAACCCUCAAGGCUGUCGGCGCCAAGGCUAUCAUGGAGUAAACGAAUUCGGGUGAGGGGGUUGUGUCUCUUAUAUGCUUCAGGCGAAUUGUUAUAAUGAUACCUGGUCACCCUUUUUUUUUUUUUUUUUGUUCUGUUUCCCUCCCACUGAGUGAAAUGGCUAGAAAGGAAAUCUGGAUGAUUACGAUCUGGACGUUGUGAUAGGGCCUGCAUCAUCUAGCUGGAGUUUUGUCUCUCACUGCUUGCUUUAUUUUCUCUCCUGCUUUCUAGCUUCGAUGUGUUUUCAUUCUCUCCCGUGAUAUAUCUCUUUUCUGAAGGUGUUUUUCUGAUAACCGGGAAGCAGGAGGGAGAGGCGGCAAAUGUAUAUUAUCCUCUUCUUUUUUUGGACUAUUUCGAUCCAGGACGGAAGAAAAAUCUGUUUCUAUUUAACUUUUCUGUGCUUGUUCAAGGAGGUUCUAGGCUUCGUUUUGGUGGUCUCGCCG